AUGUACUUUAGUUUGAACAUCAGCCAGCCCAAUAGAGACGACACCCAGUGUUUGCCCUCAGGCAGUAAAUUGCGUAAACAGCAAAGUAACGCUUUGCCGCCACAGAUAUUACGCAUACUUGUACAAGCGAGUGGCGGCAUCAUGCAACACGACACCACGCGGGUCGGUUUGGGUGUGGGUGGUGGCGGCGGUAGUCACUACAAAGUGACUACGCGCUGCGUACCCGAAGUGAGCGUAACCUCACCGACCGAUGGCCAUUAUCAUGAAUUACAGCCAUUCUCAUCGGUAUCAUCAACAUCAUCAGCAUCAACAACAUCAACAUCACAAUCAGCAACAGUGGCCAUUACAACAGCAACAACAACAACACCACAUACGCAUGCAGCACAGCACGCUAAUCAUCAGACAACCGAACAGCUGCCAUCAAAAUCAGCAACACAAACACAUCAGCAACAUCAACAGCAACAACAUCACAAACAAAAAGUAAAUCAUAAACAGCAAGCGCAACAACAGAAAUCACAUAAAAAAUCGAAAGCCAAGCUAAGUAGCAACAGCAACAGCAACAGCAAUAGCAAUAGCCACUGCUAUAGCAACUAUAAUUACAACAGCAACAACAACAAUAAUAAUAAUAGCAAGAACAGCAUUAAUCAUAGCAACAGCCAUAGCCAAAAUAGUAGUAACAGUAAAACUCUUCUACAACGCAAUAAACACACUAACAACAUUUAUUCAUCAGGAGCCACACUGGUGGAGGAGGAGGACUUUAAUGAAUUGACAGCGGUGCCGACAGCAACAAUUGUGAUAGCAACGAAUGUGAACGGAAAAGUGCGCGUAAGUCCACAAGCGACCAACAACAGCAGCGUUGCCGGCCCUGGCAUCGGCGACGGCACCGGCAAAGAGUCGGUUCGCCAGCUGCCACCACCACUGAAAUUGACCGCCAGCACAACGCCGAUUAGACCGACAACAAUUGCCGCGUCUACGAAAAAUCUACUGCAACGCCAGAAGGCGACCCAGCAGCCACAUCAGCAACAGGCGAGUCCAACCAGAACUACAGCUGAAAAAUUGAUUGCACAAACUAGUGAGGAGAGUCAACCCACUGAAUUGACACCUUUAGUGGAGACGCACGAUAUCACGCUCGGCCAUAGUCCGACGGCGCUCACACCUUCCUCCAAUAGCACCGCGAUCGCCGCAUCUGUUUCACCAACAACUAGUGUUGGUUUAUCUACAGCAGCAAUACAAAACGGUGGCGGCUUGUCGCCUUCCACAUCUGCUGCCAGCAUCAUCUCUGCAGUUGGCCUUGCGAACGCACCGAACAUUUACGGUCAGCAAACUAACAUACCGGCUGCACCAACGGCACCACCACCUACAGCUAUCGCUGCUGCUGCUGUUGCUGCCGCCGCCACCACCACAACUUACAGUCACAACUCGAAGACCACACGCUCCUGGCCGGUAAUCUAUAGGAAUCCACAUCAUUACGAUUACGAGGCACUCUACGUGCAGGCGUCCGGCGGUUUCUCUAAAACAGCUGCUGGCGGAAAUCAUCACUAUCACCACCAGCCGUCGAGUCACUUUCAAAUCGGCAGUAGCGCUUUCAAGCAGAAUUGCUAUUCGAAUCAAUUUGCUCAAUCCAUUUUGUAUACGUCAAGCAAUGAGGACUUGAGCGCAAUUAAUGAGCACGGCGAUGAUGUUGGCGGCGGUACAACCGGUGGCAGCAGUAAUUUCGGCGUUAGCAACGGUCCCAGCAAUCACAAUACGAAAAACAAUACACAAACGACGUGCUAUUACUUUGCGCCAAGUCGGCAUAACAGCAUUUAUGAACAUUCGUCGGCUGUGCCGCUGCAGCGGCUGUUGAGAGUUUAA
Bactrocera oleae (olive fruit fly) is the source of this 1854-nucleotide messenger RNA. The record is from RefSeq and is a predicted model, not a curated record. NCBI's taxonomy places the organism in Eukaryota, Metazoa, Arthropoda, Insecta, Diptera, Tephritidae.